AAGACCCGAGAACACAUGAAGGCCACUCAGUCAGCGUUUUGCAAGAUCAUCGCCUGAAUAACCGCUGAUAGAGAGACCAAGGGCAUGGGACGAGAAUCUGGGACUAUAGUGGGUUAGCAAUUUCGUAAACCGCUGAAGAGCCUCACAGCAGCACCAGAUCGUGGGAUUACCAACACACAGCUUUUCAACAACUCGGAGAUUACGAUGGCGUUAAUUUUGUUUUCGAGAUCUCGGACUACGUUGAUGAAAUCAUCCAGAUCGUUAAAGAACGAGUUCAGGAAAGGAAAGCUGAAAGAAAUAGCCUGCUUCAGUUGUACUGCACUCCGCUUGUCUGGAAACAGUCCUGAGAUUUUCCGAGGCAGUUUGGCAGCUCAGACGUUCUCUCGUGUGUUGUAUCCUGACCGUUCUUAUGUGCGUCAGAGCUCAUUGACCGGUUCAUCUCGUCUUUGCUGUGCCGUCCUGAUCCCCAAGCCCACUGUGCUAUGCCACACCCACGCUGUCUCUGAUUGGACAGUUGCGCAGUGGACCACUCCAGUACGGUGGGUUCACACUUCAAGCUGUCUUCAUGACGAGUCCAAAGUGGAACGCUCUCUGCGUUCGUUAAAAGACCGAAAUAAAAAGCUUGAGGAGGGAGGACCCAUUUACAGUCCUGCUGUAGACGCGGAGCCAGUGCGGCGAACACUAGGGCAACGUGUGAUCGAUGAGGUGAAGCACUAUUACCACGGGUUCCGGCUUCUGUGGAUGGACACGGCCAUUACCGGACGCAUGCUGUGGAGAGUGCUGAACGGACACAUCCUGUCACGAAGAGAGAGAAGACAGUUCCUAAGGACAUGUGCAGACCUAUUCCGGCUCCUGCCUUUUCUGGUUUUUAUCAUCGUACCAUUUAUGGAGUUCCUGCUUCCUGUUGCUCUGAAGCUUUUCCCCAACAUGCUGCCGUCGACUUUUGAGACAAAGUCCAAGAAGGAAGAGAGACUGAAGACGGAGCUGAGAGUGAAGCUGGAGAUGGCAAAGUUUUUACAGGACACAGUGGAGGAGAUUGCACUGAGAAACAAAGCAGACAAAGGCAACGUGACCGAGGAGUUUUCUACCUUUUUCCAGAAGAUCCGUGAUUCAGGUGAGAGGCCUAGCAAUGAGCAAAUCAUCCGAUUCUCCAAACUCUUUGAGGAUGAGUUGACCCUAGACAACCUGACACGGCCUCAGCUGGUAGCUCUAUGCAAGCUCCUGGAGCUGCAGCCCAUUGGCACCAACAACUUCCUCCGCUUCCAGCUCAUCAUGAAGCUCCGCGCCAUCCGCGCUGAUGACAAGCUGAUAGCAGAGGAAGGAGUAGAGAGCCUUAAUGCAAAUGAGCUGCAAGCAGCAUGCAGGGUUCGUGGCAUGAGAGCUCUGGGGGUGACGGAGGACAGGCUUAGAGCGCAACUUAAACAGUGGCUGGAGCUUCAUUUGAACCAGCACAUCCCGACAUCUCUGCUGCUGCUUUCAAGGGCUAUGUUCCUUCCUGACACUUUGUCCCCAGAGGACCAGCUUAAAACCACACUGCAGACGUUGCCUGAGAUAGUGGCUAAAGAGGCACAGGUGAAAGUGGCCGAGCUUGACUUUUCUAAGGUGGAUAACAAGACUAAACUGGAGACCAUGCUGCAGGAAGAGGCUGCUAUUCGUCAGGAGAACAGAGAGAGGGAGCUGGAGAGGCUAGCGGAAACCGCAGAGAAAGCAAAAGAACAGAAGGAGGAUGUGGGGGUAGACCUGCGGGCAGACGCCGAGCUUGCUAUGCCUAAUGUAGAUGUGGCUAUUCACGCUGAAUUAUUACGAGACACAGCACCAGUGCUGGAUGGCAUUAAGGGAGAGGAGAUCACUAAGGAGGAGAUUGACAUGUUGAGUGAUGCCUGCACCAAGCUCAAGGAGCAGAAAAAACUCCUGACGAAAGAGAAGGAGGAGCUGGAGGAGCUGAAAGACGAUGUGCAAGAAUACAGUGAGGAUCUGGAGGAGAUAAAGAAAGAGCUUUCGAAAACUGGCCUGGAGAAAGAGGUGGAAGAGUCUAAAGCCAGUAAACAUCUGUCACGCCGAGUGAACCGUAUGAUCGGGCGCAUGGAUAAGAUCAUAAACGAGUUAGAGAAAGACAAGCUGGUGCUCGAUGGACAGAUGGAUGGUAAAACCACACCACCAGUUGGAUUUUUCUUUGAGAAAUGUAAUGACUUACAAAGGGAGAAUCUGAUUAGCAUCAAUGAGCUCAUUGCUGUUAUGAGGCAGAUCCAGAGCAUUCCAGAGCAUAAGCUGCUCAGCAUCGCCGACGCACUGGAUGAAAACAAGGAUGGCAAGAUAGACAUCGAUGACGUUAUAAAGGUGGUGGAGCUGAUCGAUAAGGAGGAUGUAGACAUCUCCACGGCGCAUGUGGCGGAGAUCAUGUUGAUGCUGCAGAAAGAGGAGAAGCUGGUGGAAAAGGAAAAAGCGAAGGAGAAGGCUGAAAAGGAGCAGGCAGUUAAAGUUCAGCAAAACUAAACUAAUUUGGUCAUGGCAAGCUACCCUGAAGCAGGAAAGCACAGAGGAGCCACUGGUGCUGUAGCCACUGGUUUCAUACUUGAAAAAAAAGUAAUUUAAUAAAAAACCUAACAUUUAUUUCACCAUCUAACCAUCAAUCGGCAGUGAUGUCACUUCAUGUGAGCUGAAUCGCUAUUUUUAAUUUGCACAAUUGCACCAUCAUCAUUCCACUGCCACUGUUGUCAUUUGGAUCUAUUCUUUUUGUGUUGUUUUAUUUAAACCAGGCUCUUUUGCGUUGAAUUAAUUAGCAGAUGCUAAUGAGUGUUGCUCAGUGUGCGCUAUUGUAUUCGUCUGGAAACCAAAGUAUAUUUGCAAAGGUUCUACCAAACUCAAGGUCAAUAUGCAACUGCUACAGACUGAUUAGGAGGUCAGCGGUUAGAGUGAGAAUAGUCUUAGCGAUGUAAUUAUUUUAUGUUCGCUACACUGUCAUGGCCUUGAGUGAACAAACAUAACCUUUCCUGGUAAUGUCAGUGAUUUACAAAAUUGUGCAGCUGAAAGUCUUCUCUUUAAUCAGCAUUUUAAUAGUGUUCCCUUUCAGCCUCUGAUGAAACCCGGAGUUUUGUGGAUGCGUUUAUUAGGGGUCUAGUUAACCUUGGAACAAAUGCAAGCUGUAGACUCGUUAUUCAAUAGACUGGAGUUCUUUAAGGAUCUGUAGAGGACAGAUGGUGAAAGAAUUUUUUUGGGUGCUUAAUGUGUGUAGUUGUGAGCAGAGAAGAUGAAGUGACCUCUUUGCACCGCAGACAAGUUUAAGGUAUCUAGGCCUCGGCUCAGACCCAGUAUGGUGAGGCCAGUCUGGGUACAGUCACUUCAAGGUCUGGGUAAACACUCGCACCAUACAUGGAGAGGGUAGCUAGCAGAUACAGGGACACACAUUUUAUUAUGUCAGCAUAACAUAGUUGCACAGGGCACAGCAGACAGUGAAUACAUCACUCCCACUCCUAAACAUGUCACCGAGAGAGAACAGAGUGUCUGACCUGAAAGCACCGACUCUGUGUUGCAUCAGCGAGACAGACGGAGCUCUGUUUUGGAGUCAGGGUGGCGUUCUCUAACUUUAGUCUUUAAGCUUAAUCCAGGCUGCAAACACGGGUCAGAGGUCAACCUUUACCAUAGUAAGAAUUAGUAUUUAUGCAGCUAUGUAUGGCGUUUGGGCCUUAAACCACAUGAAUUGAUUGCACAUUAAAAUCUCAUCUGUUGUUUAAAGGGAGCAAAAAGUACUGAUUUACAGUUGCACUAUGAUUAUUUUAAUCUUUUUCUUUUUAAUUGUUAUUUUUAUUUUAAGGUUAUGAUUUAGACUCAGGAAUGUUUAUGUAAAGGGCUGCAGUUGCAGGUUAGAAGGGGAAGUGAGCUUGUAAGUUUUGAACUGGAAGAGAGCGACCGUCCUUUAUCAAGUGGCAGGAGAUUAUAUUUGGGUGAGUUUUUGAGGGGAUUUUGAGGGGAGAGUUAUUAUGGAAUUUCUCUACCCUGAAAGUGCACUACUGUCCUCCAGCGUUAAUGUGCAGUCAUAAGGUCUGACGAGGAGUUUUUACAAAACUCAGUCAUGUUGUUGUUGAACUUUAAAAUUUUAAAGAUUAAAGAAUUUUAAUCAGAAUUUUUAAUCAGAAGAAAAACAGACGACUGGAAAAACAGGGUAAAACUGUCCAGGAUGUAACCACUGUUUACUUCAUCCAAAGUUUUUACUUAAUUUAAAAUGGCAUUUAUUUAAUAGAAGAAUCCAGAGAAAUAGUUAUAUUAUUGUUGUUCAAAGUCCAGUUUUUUGUUCUG
Molecule: messenger RNA, 4293 nt
Organism: Clarias gariepinus (North African catfish)
Lineage: Eukaryota; Metazoa; Chordata; Actinopteri; Siluriformes; Clariidae
Gene: letm1
Product: leucine zipper-EF-hand containing transmembrane protein 1
Exons: 15
Coding region: 205-2493 (762 amino acids)
Biological process (GO): intracellular monoatomic cation homeostasis
Cellular component (GO): mitochondrial inner membrane
Molecular function (GO): ribosome binding; calcium ion binding
Source: RefSeq, a predicted model, not a curated record